AUGUAUACUAUCGACACUCGCAAGAGGAAAAGGAUCUAUGAGGAGCCGGAUUCCGGCAAGCGUGCUCGGACCAGAGGGUGGGUUCGACAAGAGGUCGCGACCGUUUUCUUGGCUCGUCCGGCUAAACCAAGUAAGAAACUGCCUCCAAUUAUGGCCGUCAAGUCGGUAGAUUUGUCGGAAUCCGCGGCUUUGGCUAACGAAAGUCGACUUCUCAAGAAAUUUCGGAGCUGCCCUUUUAUCUUAAACACGUAUGGCAGCGAUGUGACGGUAGAAGUUGAAGAUCAGAAGGUUGUUCAACGUUUUCUUGGAGAUACUGGGAUUGGCUCUCGCGUUGCAAAAAUCGGGGAUUUCGGGCUAGCAAAGACGGCUGCCAAAGACAAUGUGAUGAAGCGUUCUGAACAAAUACAUGGCACAAGAUUGUAUACGUCUCCAGAAAUGUCAAUGCAAAACAUUCAAGAGCCGCCGGCUGACAUUUGGGCAUUAGGCUGCAGUGUUCUGCAGAUGCUGACUGGGAAAUUAUAUUUGGAUGUCAACACUGACUCAAAAGAUGACUGGGGGUAUCCGAUUGAAAUUCCGAUUAUACCGGAUGAGCUAAACGAUGAGGAGGUGCUUCAUAAUGAACCCUUUGGAGAGGUUCACGGCUGA
Molecule: messenger RNA, 645 nt
Organism: Fragaria vesca subsp. vesca
Lineage: Eukaryota; Viridiplantae; Streptophyta; Magnoliopsida; Rosales; Rosaceae
Product: mitogen-activated protein kinase kinase kinase 3-like
Exons: 2
Coding region: 1-645 (214 amino acids)
Biological process (GO): protein phosphorylation
Molecular function (GO): protein kinase activity; ATP binding
Source: RefSeq, a predicted model, not a curated record